Molecule: messenger RNA, 1038 nt
Organism: Chiloscyllium plagiosum (whitespotted bambooshark)
Lineage: Eukaryota; Metazoa; Chordata; Chondrichthyes; Orectolobiformes; Hemiscylliidae
Source: RefSeq, a predicted model, not a curated record
AUGAAACAUAUCGAUGGUCGUAGUUUAGUAUUGUUGACGCAGUAUUUAUUUGACUGUAAUCUAUUCCCUUUGCAGGAAUGCUCUCCGUACGCUGCUCAUUUGUAUGAUGCAGAGGAUCCAACUACCCCAGUCAGACAGCUGCCAGGUCUUUGUGAUGAAUAUUGUGUUGAAUUCUGGAAUAAAUGCAAGACAACCGUGCGUGCCUUGGUGAAAGAAGGAGAGCUUCUGGAAAUUGUACCCAACAGGAAGCAAUUCUGUGACAUCUUACAACUGCAAGACCUGGAUUAUUGCUUCCCUCGUGUCUUAUCGAACAGCAAUCUGACGAGAAAUCUUGGGGCAGUUGUGGCUGAUUCUGAUGGCUGUCUCCAGCUAUGUCUGGAGGAAACAGCAAACGGUCUACGCAAUCCUGUUGCUAUGGUACAUGCCAAUGACGGAACCCAUCGUUUUUUUAUUGCUGAACAGAUUGGCAUGGUCUGGGCAUAUCUGCCUAACCGGGCUAGGGUGGAGAGACCAUUUUUGAACAUUACUGAGGCAGUCCUAACUUCACCCUGGGAAGGGGAUGAGCGAGGAUUUCUGGGCCUGGCAUUUCACCCAAAAUUCAAACACACUGGGAAGGUCUACGUAUAUUACUCUGUUGAAGUGAAUCUCGAAGAGAAGAUUAGAAUCAGUGAGUUUAGAAUUUCUUCCCAUGAUAUGAAUAUGUUGGAUCAUAGUUCUGAGAGGUAGGUGCAAAUCAUGAUUUUCAAUCUUUCCAUACAGACCAAAAUGGGAAAAAAGUUCUUCAACUAAUCCAAACCACCUUAUCCUCAAUUACUAGAAAUGCGUAAAAUCCGGAUUAUUGCUUCCUCCUGUUCUGCCCAAUAAGAGUGUGGUUGAAAAUCUUGCGCUAAUGUGUUAUUCUCUGACUUUUGUUGACUCCACCACUCCAUUCUCCUCCCCCCCCCAUCACCCAAUCAAACUCUAAGCUUUCUCCCUAUUGUUGGCCAACCAAAAUGAAUGGUAACAAGGAAACACAUUUCUGUUUGUGUGUUGUGAACA